Eupeodes corollae is the source of this 938-nucleotide messenger RNA. RefSeq names its product probable 6-phosphogluconolactonase. Gene Ontology annotation, biological process: pentose-phosphate shunt; carbohydrate metabolic process. The transcript has 3 exons. Gene Ontology annotation, molecular function: 6-phosphogluconolactonase activity. The record is from RefSeq and is a predicted model, not a curated record. Lineage: Eukaryota; Metazoa; Arthropoda; Insecta; Diptera; Syrphidae. The coding region runs from base 150 to 872 and encodes 240 amino acids.
UUGAAUCAGAUGUUUUGCUUUUUGCAGUGGUCAUCAAACAUCACACCGUUUUUCAUUCCAAACACCAAAAUUGUAAUUUGAAAAGGAACAUUAGUUUAACUACAUUCCAAUUUUACUCGAUAUUAAAAUUAUUGUUUUAUUUAAACAAAAUGGUUAAUUUUGUUCUUCAAAAUGAGGAUGAAGUCAUUCAAAAACUUACCGACCGAAUAGAAAGUUUAGCUCAAAAAGCUAUCGCUGAUAACGGAGUAUUCCGUGUUGGUUUAUCAGGUGGCUCCGUUAUAAACUACCUGUGCAGAGCAAUUCCAGCAAUCAAAACUGACCUCGCUAAGUGGCGAUUGUUUUUCUGUGAUGAACGCUUCGUUCCUGAGAAUGAUAGUGAUUCCACGUUUGGUGCCUAUAAAGUAGCGUUGCUUCCAGUGACAGAUUUAAAGGAAGAGCAAUUCAUUAAAAUCAACACAAAUCUCACUCUGGAAGAGUGUGCCAAGGAUUAUGAAGAGAAAAUUCUCAAAGAAUUCCAAAUGGAAGAUGGUUCCGUGCCGGUAUUUGAUUUAUUGCUUCUCGGGAUGGGACCCGAUGGACAUACUUGUUCAUUAUUUCCGGGUCAUGGAUUGUUGAAUGAGACCCGUCGUCUUAUUGCACCCAUUGAUGAUUCACCCAAACCACCUCCAAAGAGAGUUACUAUGACUUUUCCAUUAAUUAACAAUGCUAAUUGUUGUAUGUUUGCAAUUUGCGGAGCGGGAAAAGCUGCCAUUGUUGAGAGAAUUUUCGUUAAUAAGGAGUUACUGCCAACGGGUUUGGUUGCUCCAAAGAAUGGGAAUUUGGUUUGCAUUUUUGAUCAGGCAGCCGGAAAGAGCAUAGGCGCUAAUAAUUAGAUUUUGUUAUGUGAUAUUUACAUAAAGCCGAUGGUUGCGAAAAUAAAGUGAUUUUUUUAACAUGAA